Molecule: messenger RNA, 1290 nt
Organism: Symbiodinium natans
Lineage: Eukaryota; Dinophyceae; Suessiales; Symbiodiniaceae
Source: the annotation of a GenBank genome assembly
AUGGAUGACACAGUUACUUAUAUCUCCGUCCACGAUGCGUUUACAGUCUCCUUCAACAAACACUUGGUCUCGAUCAAGUACCCUGAACGCCUCCGUGGGUUGAAUCUGCAUCAGUUCGUCAUUCCGCCGGGUGUCGACUUCCCCGGCGUAGUGGGUGAGGAGUUCACCUUCCGGACAGGCCUUGCCAGCUCUACGCCAUUGGGCUGGCGUCUUGCAGCGGGAAACAUCAGUGAUGACUUGGGACAGCCAGGAGGUUGGUAUGUCUGCGAGCUGCAGCCUGGAGCUCAGGGCAAGAGGGCAAGCCUUGGCAAGCCGGCCACUGCAGUCUUGGCACCAAGCAAUCGAGUGGGCUUGAAGGUUCUUCUUAUCGAGCGACUGCACGACAGAGCAGAUGCAGGGAACACCUGCAGCAAGCAGCGAAGCCAACGCUUCCAACUGGCAGGACAUGACAUCCGCGAGUUUGAGGCAAACCUCGCCUUUGACCAAAGGAAGUCUCCUGGCUUAUAUGCCCGAUCAUUAAAGCUACAAGGCAAAGCCGGGGAGGUGAAGCCGGAGGUGCAGUUCUACGUUGGUGGCCGCUCUGCUGAAUGUGUUCAACUGUGCCUGUGGUACACACUGCAGACCUUCAGCUACACGGAGGCGUGCGUGUCAUUGUCCUCAGACUUCUCUGUGAUCUUUGGCAACGCUCCGGCCAAGGGGCCAAGGGACAGCCUUUCUGGGCAUGUUACAGCCAAGGAGUUCGACACAGUAGCCCCUCGAAUCCUGAGCAGCGAUCCGGACCUGUCCAGCAGCCUGGCUGUUAGCACCACCCAGAGGAUAUCGCUCGUCUUCAGCGAACGGAUCGUGCCUGGCAGUGAUUUCCUCUUGGUCGAUGCUGGAGCAGAUGGCCUUUGCAGUACCGCAGAUGACACAGUUCUCGCGAUUCCGGUUGAUCUUCCGACUGCUGCGGUCCAGAAUGGCACUGUUCCUUGGGUCUACAUCACAGGCGAGACAGUACUGAUCCGGUAUCCGUAUCAAGACAUGACGGGUGGCAACUACCACUGCUUGCAGGUGGAGCCGGGCAUCAUUCAGGAUUUGGCCGGGACGCCUUUUCCAGGGCUGAUCGGCGACGACUUCCGCUUCCCCGUGGCCACUACGCCCUUCCAAGAUGCUACUGCCCCAGUCUUCGUGGCCACGGAACCGCCCUCAGGCACCGAGUUGGCAGGUCUGCAAAUCCAUUCGUUCAAGAUCUUCAUGAGCCACGUGGUUGCGACCAUUUGCGGCCACGUGUGUGAGUGUCAAUUUCUGUAA